This is a messenger RNA of Hippoglossus stenolepis (Pacific halibut), 6160 nucleotides long. RefSeq names its product unc-5 netrin receptor B (gene unc5b). Bases 743 to 3583 code for a protein of 946 amino acids. The record is from RefSeq and is a predicted model, not a curated record. NCBI's taxonomy places the organism in Eukaryota, Metazoa, Chordata, Actinopteri, Pleuronectiformes, Pleuronectidae. Gene Ontology annotation, biological process: netrin-activated signaling pathway; anterior/posterior axon guidance. The transcript is spliced from 17 exons. Gene Ontology annotation, molecular function: protein binding; netrin receptor activity. Gene Ontology annotation, cellular component: membrane.
GGAGAGGAGGAGGAUGGUGUAUGAUUGGCCGGGCGGGGACUGGUAGUCCGGAGGCUGGCGUUGUGCUCCGCGUUGAUUCUUGUUUACACCUUGCGGACGGAGGGGGGACGAGACAGGACACCCAGGGGCCCAUGCAGACCAGGACCCGGGAGUCCAGUAUGCAAGUGUGCGCGGCUCUCUGACACCAUCACCCCGUGGUUUAUUGCAUUUUAUAUGGUCAAGUUUGUGUUUGCUGGGGAUCGGACUUCCCUCGUCUAAUUGAAUCCCUUCACGGCAGCGAUGCGUAAAACUUUUUGGUGACUUUUUGUGUCACCUUUUAUUUGCGCUCAUGGUUCCCGGUCAAGCGCGGCACAAGUCGAGCUGGACAUGAAAUCCAGCAGGAAUAGUCCCGACAACUUGUUUCUGUACAUCCACACGGUGUGACAUUUACGGACCUCUUCAAACUUUGAUUACUGGCGGAAAUUACAGCCUUUCUCAUCUUUCUCUGCCAAGUUGCUCGGGGAUGGAUGUGUUGUGAGUCUGUUUGCGUCAACAGUCAGAAGAGUGAACUAUUUACCAGAACAGCGUCACACGAAAAACAAUCACUGGACUCGUUAGUAUUCAAGCCUGUCGUGGGAAAAGCAUUCAGGGAUAAAGACAUUUUUAUUUUGGGGACGAGAGCCACCUUGGUGUGUCAGGAGCGGCGCAGGUUUCCCUGUGCGGACCAACCCCGGGACGUUUCGCCACGGCGUAGCCGGAAAAGAUGCUCUCUGCUCGGAUGCAGCGCGACCAAUGUGUCGGUCCUCUGGUUCUCCUCCUCCUGUUCGGCGGAUAUGUCGUGUCUGGCAGUGAAAGCAGCGACUACAGCGAGGCCGAGGUGCUGCCCGACUCCUUCCCGUCAGCGCCGGCAGAGCCUCUGCCAGAAUUCCUGCUGGAGCCAGAAGAUGCUUUCAUCGUGAAGAACCGGCCGGUCCAGCUGCGGUGCCGGGCGUCGCCGGCCACACAGAUCUACUUCAAGUGCAACGGGGAAUGGGUCAAUCAGAACGAUCACAUCACCAGGGAGAACCUAGACCAGAUCACAGGACUGGUGGUGAGGGAAGUGGACAUCUCUGUGUCGAGGACCCAGGUGGAGGAGCUGUUUGGGCUGGAGGACUACUGGUGCCAGUGUGUGGCCUGGAGCUCGGCUGGCACCACCAAGAGCAACCGUGCCUAUGUUCGCAUUGCAUACCUUAGGAAGAACUUUGAGCAGGAGCCACUGGGGCGGGAGGUGCGGCUGGAGCAGGAGGUGCUGCUGCAGUGUCGCCCCCCGGAGGGCAUGCCAGCUGCUGAGGUGGACUGGCUGAAGAACGAGGACGUCAUUGAUCCGUCACAGGACUCCAACUUCCUGAUCACCAUUGACCAUGGUCUGAUCAUAAAACAGGCCAGACUCUCAGACACGGCAAACUACACGUGUGUGGCUCGUAACGUGGGGGCCAGAAGGCGCAGCAGCACGGCGACUCUCAUCGUUUACGUGAGUGGAGGUUGGUCUUCUUGGACUGAAUGGUCAGAGUGCAAUGCUCAGUGUGGGCGGGGCCAGCAGCGACGGACACGCAGCUGCACCAAUCCUGCUCCUCUGAACGGUGGAGCCUUCUGUGAGGGCCCGCCCUUCCAGAGGGUGACCUGCACCACACUGUGUCCAGUGGAUGGAGGCUGGACAGAGUGGGCAAAGUGGUCUGCCUGUGGUACAGAGUGCACCCACUGGCGCAGCCGCGAGUGCCAAGCUCCCCCUCCCAGGAACGGAGGAAAGCACUGCAGCGGCAGCAUGAUGGAGAGCAAAAACUGCACUGAGGGGCUGUGUACACGUAAUAAAAAGAUUUCUAUUGAACAUGCAACCCAUCCGCUAGCUCCAGGUAUGGGUGUAGCAGUUUACGCUGGUCUGGUGGUGGCCCUGCUGUUGUGCGUGAUCCUGGCGCUGUGCGUGGGAGGGCUCGCUUAUCGCCGCAGACGGCGCCAUCUCCACGGAGACAUCACGGAUUCCUCGUCCGCCCUCACCACUGCUUUCCACCCUGGCAACUACAAGCCUCCCAGACAAGAUAACCCUCACCAUCUGCAUCCCUCAGCUCCUCCGGAUCUGACAGCCACAGCCGGGACUUUCCGUGGGCCGCUCUUCUCCUUGCAGCACGUGGUCAACGACAGCCCCCACAAGAUCCCUAUGACCACCUCGCCCCUGCUGGACGCCCUGCCCAGUCUCAAAAUCAAGGUGUACAACUCCUCCACACUCUCCUCCAUGGAGCUCCCCGCCGACAUGGUCAUCAGCGACGGGGAGAUCCUCAGCCUGAAGUCGGUGGGCACUGUGGGUAGAGAGCGAGACUACCACAGUCACACGCUGUCCAGAGAGCCCGGGCUGAGCACCAGCGCCACCAUGGGUAACCUGGGAGGACGCCUCACCAUCCCCAACACAGGUGUGAGUCUGCUGGUCCCCCCUGGCACAAUCCCCCAGGGCAAGUUCUACGAGAUGUACCUCAUUAUCAACAAGUGGGACAAAACAACGCUACCCUCAGAGGGCAGUCAGACUGUACUAAGUCCUGUGGUGAGCUGCGGUCCGUCCGGCAUGCUGCUGAACCGUCCUGUGGUCCUCACGUUGCCCCACUGUGCUCAGCUAGACACGCCCACACCCGACUGGACCCUCACACUAAAGACGCAGACGCACCAGGGGGCGUGGGAGGAGGUGCUGACGGUGGGCGAAGAGACUCUGUCGUCUCCUUGCUACCUGCAACUGGAGGAGGAGUGUUGUCACGUGCUCAUGGAGCAGCUGGGGACGUACGGCCUGGUGGGUCAGUCCUGUCCUCCACAGCCCGCCUGCAAACGCCUGCAGCUGGCUCUGUUCGCCCCCCGAGCACCGUGCCUCUCGCUGGACUACAGCCUCAGGAUCUACUGCAUCCAUGACACCCCGCAUGCCCUCAAGGAGGUGCUAGAUUUGGAAAGGAGUCUGGGUGGAGUUCUGCUGGAGGAUCCCAAGCCGCUGCUCUUCAAAGACAGCUACCACAACCUGCGCCUGUCCAUCCACGACAUCCCCCACACCCACUGGAGGAGCAAACUACUGGCCAAGUACCAGGAGAUCCCAUUCUAUCACAUUUGGAGCGGCAGUCAGAGACCUCUGCACUGCACCUUCAGCCUGGAGAGAGGCAGCCUGGCCGUGUCACAGCUCAUCUGUAAGAUCUGCGUCCGACAGGUGGAAGGGGAGGGACAGAUAUUCCAGCUGCAUACAGACAUCCAGGAGACUUUACCGCCGCACUCGCCCCUCCCCUCAGGAGGCACCUGCCUGCACUCCUCUCAAGUGGGACCCUAUGCCUUUCGCUUGCCUGACUCCAUCCGCCAGAAGAUCUGUGCCAGUUUGGAUGCACCCAGCGCUCGCGGGUGUGACUGGAGGCUACUGGCACGCAGUCUGGGCUUUGACAGGUACUUGAACUACUUUGCAACAAAGCCCAGCCCCACAGGUGUUCUACUGGACUUAUGGGAAGCCUGUCACCAAGGUGACGCAGACCUGGUCUCUCUGGCGACUGCACUGGAGGAAAUGGGCAAAAGUGAAGUGCUAGUUGUCAUGACAACAGAUGGGGAUUGUUGAUUGGGCAAGGAACAAGAGAGCAAACAAGACUUUUUUUUUCCUUUCUUUUUUUUUACCACCUUGAUGAAAAUAAGAAUACCUGCCUAUGAAUAUGCACACCCUGAGCGUUUUGGUUUCCACACGUACUGUGUUACCUCUGUCUCAUCUCGCUUUCUCUCCACUGGCCCUUGAUCAGCCACCGUAGCUGCAUCCACCAUAAUCCACCAUAAACCAUAAUCCUCAGAUAACUGAUUCAGUUUGAAUCCACCAAAGCAAUGUUGCAUAUUAUGCAAGAGUUGAAAGUCCGAGGGUAACAAAGGUAUAAAAUAGGUGUGAAGUCACCUGUUGGUGUUAUUUCAAAGAUUGAAAAUGACACUAUUCUUUUAUAUUAUACAAAAGAAUCCAUGUAUUCAGCACGCACAAUAACCCAGUCAGACAAAUGCUAUCAUGGUAUCACCCAGGUUUCAGGGGCAGCAUGAAAGUGCAUGAUUUAUCCACCAUCUCACCUCAUGGCAGGGGCCUUUGUUUUCUCCACUGUCGCUCUGUGUGAGCAGUGAAUGACGGGCAGCACCGACCCGUCCACAACCUCCUCAGGCUACAGACGCACGUGGACAAGCUGGUCAUUAAUCGCCUUCAAAUCAGACAUCCUGGGAUUUCCGGUCUAACCGCUUCAACUGUCACGGAGUUCUCAAUGGUUCCAGACCUCGAGCUUAAAGCUUUGGGCUGAUUUUUUUUAAUUUUUUUAACAACAGGUGCCUCCUCUUUGUGGUGGGAGGGUGAAUUCUGUUGUUUGAAGUGUGCUUUAAGAAUUGGUGGAUAACUCGACCGGCUGACUCUUUAUAUUGUACAGCACCAACAAAUGCCUCAAAGCCUUGGCACAUCUUUCCGACUCACAUGGGCGUUCCUCUUUCAUCUCUCCUUGCGUUCCUCUAUCGCGCCGCCACACUCCUCCGAUCUGUUGAGAAUAAACUGCGGGAGAGCAUUCUGGUCAUCUCUUAAAAGUUUCCUUUGGGGAAUGCUCUAUAAGUUAUUAUCCAUUUGUGGAUUUUUUUGUUUUUCCAUUGUCAUUACUGUCACGAUCGUAUAGACGCAGUUUUAUCAUUUGUGCUUCUUUAGGCUACUGAGCUGCUGUGUGUUAUUUUUAUUUCUGCCGGCCAAAUGGGAGACGUGGGGCACAGUGGCUGUCUCAUGUUUAUUUGUUAUUAAUAAAAAUGUGUAUCUAUUCAAAAAGUAAAAAUAUGAACUGUAUAACAUGAUUAGAGGUGGUCAAAUGUCAAAUGACGUCACUGUAUUUUAUAGGCGUUUUGCUUUCCUGUGACUGAGGGCGGUUUCCACUGCUCAGAGAUGAAUAUUGCAGAAUAGAUUAGCCUCGCCUUGAAUCAACUAGGCAGCAAGGGCCCAUAAAAUUUACCUCAACACUAACUGAAUUAUGUUUCCAUCUAUUCUCUGUACGCCAUUUAUCUACGCGUGUCCAUCUGUCAGCGCAUCGCCAUGACGCUCAUUAUGUCUCCCGCCUCUUAAUCUGAUAACACAUUGUUAACCUCUUUACUAAGCCGCCUGCUUUGUGGUCAGGGCCCCUCAAGCUACUCGCAUUAUCAAUAUCGUUCUGUCAGUUUAUCUUGGGUCAAGAAUUGAAAACGCUGUCGUCAGUAACAUCAUCGUCGUUAGUUAAUUUGUGUGUGUUAUUGAAUCCUUUUCUCCCUGGAGAGCAAAAGAGAAAAAAAGUGUUCAUGUCUUUGAAACCACUAAAACCAAAACACAGGCAGUAUCCCUCCUCUCCAGCAGUGUCACAACACUGCUUAGUGUGAAUGGACUGAAAAUAUAUACGUGUGUGUGAGAGUGUGUGUGUGGGCAGGUGGAUGUGCAAAAACUGUGUGUGCACACACUCAAGGUCUGUCAUUUCUCUUUGUAAGUGCUAUGCAAGUACAAAAGAAAAGCAAAGCAUUUUGAAUUCUUUUGUUUCCUGGAAGAGUAAUUCUAUUUUUUCAGCCCAGGGCAAUGACAGGGUUUUGUUUUUGUAUUGUGAAAAGGUUUAAGAGUGCUGAUGGUAAAUGUCUGUGUGAGAAUCCUCCAUCUGGAUCAACCGACGAAGAGAGCAACUACUGAGAAAGGAAAAAGCACACGUGGAAGAAGAAAACUGGUGCAAUGUCCACAGCACAAGUUUGUGACUAACACUAUGAACUCGAGCCCUGCUGAUCUUUGCCUGUGAGGAACUCAAUCUGAACUCAACCAGUUCAGUACUUUGGAUCCCUGAACUCUGCAGGACUAUUUUCUUUCCUCGAAUCUUGUUACAGAGACUUGCUAGCUGUAGACCGCAGUGUUUAUUCGUCCGGAUUUCUUGAGUAUCUGUUGGAUUUUUCAGCCAUAGCUCUGGAUCGUUCGUGCUGGAACUAGGACUGGAUUCUACCAUGUUCCCGUGCAAGAGAAAACUUCAGCCUUUUGUUCAAGAAGUCAGACAUUUUUACAAAAAAAGAAAAACAGAAUCGAAUCAGUGACAUUAUUUUAUCUCUGUAAAGUACCAAUUGUAAAUAAACGUCUAGCCUUCUUACUUGUAACUAAAUACAAUUUUUAUGCAAUAAAUUAUAUUUCUUAGUUUAA